Messenger RNA from Dentiscutata heterogama, 6426 nucleotides. NCBI's taxonomy places the organism in Eukaryota, Fungi, Glomeromycota, Glomeromycetes, Diversisporales, Gigasporaceae. The record is from the annotation of a GenBank genome assembly.
AUGUCACGUUCUUCUGGGAGUAAACAAGAAACCGAAAAUCAACCAACUCUUCGAUCUGGAAUCUAUCUAUUAAUGGUUAAUCCUGACAUUGGUUUAGUAAUUCAUUGGCCUGAAAUAGGAUGUUAUGAAGACAAUGCUUCAUCACAAAAGAAGAAAAAUAUGACUAAUCUUCACAGAUAUCUUACUAAACUCACCGAUCAACAAAUUUGUUUUAUGAGUGAAAAGGAUUUGGAAAAUUUCAAUUGGGGCAUGGAAAAUGAUGAACAAGAUUCAGACGAUGAAGAAAAUAAUAUGUGUUAUGAAUUUGAAGUUAAAAAAAGUCAAGAAGAACAAGAAGAUUUUAAACUAUACCCAGGUUUUACGAUUAAUCUUACAUCCAACGUAAAGAAAGAAUUAGAAAAUAAGAAUGACAAUUCAUUAACUCCUAUGGUUGUCGAAUCUGCUCACAACCAAACAUUCAUUACGCGAAAAAAAAUCACGUCUGCCUUCACUAUGAAAAGACUAAACCCAACCAUCCAGAAAUCCUCAUUUAAGAAAGAAUUCCAAACCCGUGCGCAAGGAUAUGCUAUAGUAAUUGAUCGUAGAAUGAGCAUGAAAGCUUUAGAGUUUUUAAUUAAAUGUGGAUUAGAUCAGGAAAAGAAACUUUUGAGUCCGUUACAGGAUGCCAUCAAUGUUGCAAAAAAGGAUAAUGAUUUAAAAAAAGAUAUAGAAAAGAACGCUAUAAAAAUAGAUGCCGAAUACGUUACAGCUAUGUCACGAGAAAAAGUGAAAGAACUAUACGGUGAAUUCGAACUUCGGUUCAAUAAAACAUCAAUGGAAGCUCCAAAUGUCCAAAUUGAAAAUUCUAUUGUUGAGCGUAUUAAUGCUAAAUAUCCUGAUAUGCAACAGAAAAUUACGAAAGUAACCAAAAUUAAUUCUAAUACUUGGAAAAAAUUAAAGACACGAUAUUUUUUUGCAAGAUUGAUCACUACCCAAGCAUAUAAAGCAAAUACAGAAACAACUGAUGUGAAUAAAGUCGAGAUUGGUCAAUCUACCCUUAAAUUAUUGUAUUCCAUAUUUAUGGAUGAAGAAACUGAUAUGCAUAAAGUUGUUAAAAAAUACACUGAUAAAAAAUACUCUGAAGCUCAAUCAGGAUUUAUCAAGAUAGUUACUUCACUUGCUUCGAUCCUUUAUUCUAAUUCAAACUCAAAUAUUGAUUCUAGACGCAUAGAUGAUUCAUUAAAGGAGGCAGACGAGUUUGCCAAGAGGACCAGCGACACUACUUUUAUUCAAACCCUAUAUAUGAAAACUCCCAAUGAAGUAAUUAGACAAGGAAUCAUCGAUGCUUUCUUCCAUGAAUAUUCAAAAUGGAGAAAAGAUACUUUUAUUGCCGACGUCAAAGGAAUUUUACCUAAAAGUUCUGGUCAAUUGGGUAAAGAUAUAGAUCGUAAAUUAGAUGAAGAACUUACAUUAUUGAAGCGAGAGCUGGAAGAACGUGAAUUUGAAAAAAUAUGCAAAAAAAUUGAAGAAAAGUAUUCAACAGGGCGUAAACUCAAGAUAAUAGAUAUCACUGAAUCCUACUAUAGUGCAUCAUUUCACUUCAACUAUGAGGUUGAAACGACACAACCUGAUCAAUUGCAAAUUACUAUUUACGAGACAUCGUUGGAACAAUCUGAUGCCUUUGAAGUACAAGAGAAUGAAUUACAUGUACCUAGACCUAGGCUGUCUACAAACCUUUAUGGACAAGCAGGAACAUCUUUUCAAAUUAAUCCAGAUGUGUAUGAAAUAAGAAAAAUUUCUCAGUUUGAAAAUAAAAAAUACUUCAUUAUCCUUUGGAACAAGAAACAUCCACGAUAUGAAAUCUUUUUUGAUACUCCAUCACGCCUUAAAUCAAUAUUCAGUUCCGAUUCUCCAAAGACUUUUAAGCCUUUAAAUACAGAAGAACAUUGUAUGUUUGCUAUUAAUGAACCACGAGGCUUGAUUGGCAUACUUCAUACACAAAGUGGAGUGCUAAAUGUUUACGCAUUUGAUGAAGGAUAUACUAAUCUAUUUCCACGCAAUUCAAAUGUUCAAAUAUUACAAUGGUACAACUCUAGGGCUCCAGAUAUACAGCAUUUCUUCUUCAUUAAGGAUACUGAAGAAUUAUGCUUUGUGGAAGUUGGAGGACGAGCGCGCAUCUAUAAUCUUGUUAAUGGCCAAUUUCGUCCAGGAAUAGGGCAGGUUCCAGCUAAUGCAACAAAUGUCAUGUCUACUCCUGAUGGUGCAUGUAUUGUUGCUUUUGUGAAAGAAACGUUUCAAGUAGAACAGCCACUUAAAGACGAAGACGAAGAUGAAGAAGAUUCUUCAAAUAUUAAUGCCGAUAUUAAUGAAACUACGAGUACUCCAAAGGUUGAAGAAAAAUAUUUCGCAUAUAUAUAUUUCUGUACAAGCUUUGGAAAACCUAACGCCAACAAAGUCAUCGAAAUGCCUCUAAACAUGCAAUCUUUUGAGUACCACCAGUUUUCUUUCAUCAAUAAACGUCAAAUCCAUAUAACAACUCUUGACAUCAAGAAUGGUUUAUUCUGUUCGUCAAUUGUAAAAAUUACCCUUGAAAAGACCCAAUACCGUUUCCAACAAAGGUCACAAAAAAGAUCUAUGGGUCAAGUAAGACUAUCUACUUCUCGGAAUAAAAACUUUUCUAUCGUUGAAGGGAAAAAAACGACCUUCACAAAAGAUGUUCGCGAAGGAGAAAUCUUUGUAUUAUCGGGUGAAAAACAUAAUGUAUUAGAGAUUAUUUCAGAUACAAAAUUAAAGAUUUCUAAAUCUUCUCAACCGGCAAACAAUGAAUGGUCGGAAUUUAGAAUUGAGCCAAAAACAAACCUUAACGGUCUUAUCGACGCCUAUAGAAUGAUGUUUGAGAAAUACCCGGUUGACAGUUCUAUUGAUAUAGAAAAAACUCAACCUUUAACUUUACAAAUUGCUUUGGAUACACAAGAUGAUGAUAAAGUUGAAGAUUAUAAAGAUAAAUUUGACGAUUAUGUGACCGAAAUGUUUGAAGAGUUAAAACGAUCAACAAAGAAACCGGCUACUUCUCUAAAAAAGUUUACUGUAACGGCUACUAAUUUUAAUGAUCUUAAUGUUGUUGAUUUUAAAUUCCAACGAAAAAAUACCACUGAAUAUCAACUUGGGGAAUGGAUAAUUCAGUUAUCAGUCUUAAUUCCUAUUCAAAUCGCUGUUGCACGCAAUAAUAUGUUCACUCCACUAAGAGAUGGUUUGUCGUCAGAGGUUGAACAUGCAGACCUUGAAGAUGGUUACGCGAGACAUGUUGAUGCAAUUGCACAAAAUAUAAGUUUCGGAUGGUAUGAAGGCAUAUUUAAACAUUUUGGAAAUCGACAAGUUAAAGUAGUUAGUUCAAUGGGUGAGCAAAGUUGUGGAAAAUCUUAUAUGUUAAAUCAUCUGGUUGGAACAACGUUUGACGGUUCUGCGAUGCGUUGUACUGAAGGAGUAUGGAUGUCAUUAGAUCUGUUUUUAACUUUAUUUAACACUGUUGUAUCAAACAUGAUCCUUUUCAAGAAUCAAUUUGCUAUCAACAGAGAUAUGUCAACGAUGUUUCAAAGGUUCCAAGACGGUGCAACGUUUUUUGAAUCUGAUCCAAAGAUAUUUCAGGCAAAACUUUGUAUAAUUAUUAAAGACGUACCAAAACAAGAUCGUGAAGACAUUGUUAGAGAAUUUUCGUUAAAAUUUAAUACUUUGGUAGCUGAGGAAGGUGAAGACAAUUUCAUAACUCGAAUGUACCCUAGUGGAUUGAAUAUCACUCCUUGGCCAAUUUUCAAUGAUCCUGCAUGGUUCAAGAGUUUAAAAGAUCUUAAAAAGCUUCUUGAUAAACAAAAACCUAAAUAUGAGAACGCACGUAUAUUUUUGCAAAAUACAAAAGUGAUUAUGGCUAAAUUGAAGAUUUGUGAUUGGGGAUCUUUAGAUGAAAACUUAGUUCAAAUUCGUGUUGCAACACUUAAAAGACUUCUUCCAAUAGUUGUCGCAUUUGGUGUCGAGCAAAAAGAUCAAGUUAUUGAACAUUUAUUGAAUCGUGAUACAGGUCAUUGUAUUGCAGAUCCUACUGUUCCAAUAUCUGAUAUAUUUGAAGGCUUAGAUAACACAGCAAGUUUACUUCCUGAUGCAGAAAUUUUACUAUUCGAUGAAAGUAAAGACUUUGUUCAACUUUCGGAUUAUCUAAGAGCUUACUUUGAAGAGAAUAUACAACAACGUAGAGAGGCGCAGAAUGAUAGUAUAUGGUUUAGCCAUUUGGGAAAGUUCUUUAAAUAUAUUGUUGAACGUCGAGUCUUGCGUAUUCAAGAAUGGUUCACGCAAAAUACUGAUAAAUUUCCGCAGGAUAAUAGUGAUGUUGUGAUUGGUCGAUAUGCAGUUGAGCAAGAAAUGAAUAAACUUACAAUUCUAUGGACAUUAUGUGGUCUUACUUGCAAUGAUUGCAACCUUAAAUGUUUAAAAAAUCGUGAUCAUGAAGGAGGACAUAAUUGUCUGACGGAUCAUGCAUGUCACACUACUUGCCAAUUUACUGAAGCACAUAUCGAUAAAAGUCACAUCCCACUAUGUAGUCACAAAGCUGGUCAUGAAGGAAAACAUGCAUGUUCGCAGAUCAGCCACUUGUGUGGAAAACCUUGUCGAUUUUCAGAUAAACGAAAUUGUCAAAAAAGAUGUUCUAAGGAAAUUGGUCAUGAAGAUGAUGAUGAAGACCAUCUAUGUCAAUCUCCACGCCACUAUUGUGGAGCACCAUGCUCGUUAGUUACCAACACGUCAAAGGGUGACUAUAGUUGUCCUAACAAAUGUAUUACACCAUGCGAAGAGGAGCACGAUUCUCAUAGGUGCGAAAAUGAAACGUGUCCUAUUCCAUGCCCGAUGAAAGAUUGUCAACGACGUUGUAAAAGCGACGAUCAUUUUCAUGCUUACUCUGGAAUUUCUGUCAAUCACUUUUGUGGGAAUGAACAUCAAUGCCAAGAAUUUUGUGAAGAUCCUGGUUUAUGUAAAGUCCAAACUGAGCCAAAGAAGCAAGAAGAAGUCUAUAAGGGACUUGUUGAAAAUACCUCAAUUACUUUUAUCAAGUAUAUUCAAGUAAGUGAGAGGUUACAGUGUAGUAGAAAGAUUCCACCAGAUUCAUUCAGUCAUGCGGGAAAGCACUCUCAUGAUCCAAAUGGAGAAGGUGUACAUUAUUGCGAUAAAAAGUGCAGCUUUUGUGAAUAUUACUGUACUUUGCCUUAUGGACAUAUACAAACCUUACAUGACACACACCAUGGAAAUAUGAUCAAAACAGAAUUCACUGCGGAAGAUAACGAGUUUGAAUAUGGAGGACAUCGACACAUUGAUUAUUGUCAAAACCCAGAUGCAUGUAAAUUCAGCACAAAUCAGAAUCAAGAUAUCCAACAUAUCAAUGGUCGAGUUCAUCCUAAUCCAGAUGAACCAAAAGAUUUUAUAUCUCACCGGCUCUUUUGGGAACGUACUGGUUUUAAAGAUCCGUAUACUGCUCAAGAACAACAGGAAUUUUCUAGAUGUGAUCAUGAAUGUAAAGAUGAAAAACAUCAUAAAUCACAAAAUCCAAAUGGUCCACCUCCAUCAAAGUCCUAUUGUGAAUUGCAACUUUUCCACGCUCCAGUUGACCCAUCUCAAAAUCCACCAAAUGGAUACGGAUAUGUUUCUUUAGACGGGCAUCACUUUAAUUGCGAAAAUCCAAGUACAAGAGAAGCUGCAUUUCACAUAAUUUUUGCCUUAGACCGGUCUGGAUCUAUGAAUGACCGUGAUAAGAGACCGCUUCAAAAUACACCAAUUUAUACCACUCUUGCCCAAACUCAUAAUAAUCGACUUGGCGCUGUUUAUAAUGCAGUUCAUUCAUUCUUAACUACACGAUUUACAACACAAAAUGCACUAUCUGCUACACUUAAUACUGCUGCAACUUCUCGAGAUACAAUUUCUUUAAUCCUUUUUGACCAUGAAGUAGUCGUUGGAAUUGAAAAUGAGCCAUUAUCCAAUUAUAAUAGCUUUAUAAACACUAUGCUUCAAUAUAACGCAAGAGGCGGGACCGAUUUUAAUAAGGCGAUUCAGAAGGCCGGAUUUUUAAUUGAUAGACAUUUUGAUCCCACCAAAACGAGUGUUGUCAUAUUUUGUUCAGAUGGAGAGUGCGGAGUACCAGAAGGGCAGCUAAAUCAUAUUUGUUCGAAAAAUAAAGAAAGAGGAUCUCCUAUAUUCCUACAAACUAUUUUGUUCAGCAGUAAUUCAAUGAGCCCAUCAUUGCAAAAAAUGGCAGACAUUGCACAAAAAUAUCUUCCACAGCAAACUUCUUCGGGUUCAUUAAAAUGCCAAUUCACAAGAGCCAUUGAUGAGGUUAACCUAGUUAAUACUUUUACUGGAGUGGCAGAAAGUUUAAGAAAACAUAAGCCAGCAUUGUUAAGAAAGAAUAUAUAA